Molecule: messenger RNA, 426 nt
Organism: Thecamonas trahens ATCC 50062
Lineage: Eukaryota; Apusomonadida; Apusomonadidae
Exons: 1
Coding region: 1-426 (141 amino acids)
Source: RefSeq, a predicted model, not a curated record
AUGGGUGCUCUGGGGCUCUCGCUAUGGCUCCCGCCGUCGAGGCUCCCACCGCCAGCCUACACGGGCGCAUCGCCUCAGGCCAAGGUCGCCGAGGCCGUGCUGAGCGAGGCUGAGCUGACCCGUGGAUGUCGGCACUUUUCGCUCUUGCAGGCCAUGUGCCACCCGCAAAAGUCAAAGGUCUCUCCGCUCCCGCCUGAUGCCUGCGAGCACUUUGUGCGCGUCUUUGAGCAGUGCCCCGGACGCGGCACCUACGAGCUGACCCCCGCGCCGGUCAAUCUCCACCAUCCGCUGCCGUCACGGACCUAUCCACGCGCCUCGGCCGGGCAGAUCGCGCUUUGGCGCGUGGCUCCGCUCCCACACGCCAUCUCCUUCCGCUCCCGCUACGCCAAGCCUGUUGUUCCUGCAUCGGCUGCUCCGGCCGAGUAG